Trichophyton benhamiae CBS 112371 is the source of this 2184-nucleotide messenger RNA. RefSeq lists its product as uncharacterized. Gene Ontology annotation, biological process: spliceosomal complex assembly; mRNA splicing, via spliceosome. The record is from RefSeq and is a predicted model, not a curated record. Bases 1 to 2184 code for a protein of 727 amino acids. The transcript has 2 exons. Lineage: Eukaryota; Fungi; Ascomycota; Eurotiomycetes; Onygenales; Arthrodermataceae. Gene Ontology annotation, molecular function: protein binding. Gene Ontology annotation, cellular component: post-mRNA release spliceosomal complex; precatalytic spliceosome; Prp19 complex.
AUGGAACUUUUGAAGCUUUCGGUUUUUUUAUAUCUUGAUAUCUUGACAGCAACAACAACCACAUCUACAGCCAUUGACAAGAGCGAAAGAAGCUCAGAUUUGCAUUGCAGACAAUAUUUAGCGCCGUUGCUCCCUGAGCUGCUGACCAUGGAUUCCACACGAGGCCCUCCGAGGGUCAAGAACAAGGCCCCGGCGCCGCAGCAGAUCUCUGCUGAACAGCUCCUCCGCGAAGCUGUCGACCGUCAGGAACCCUCGCUGCAAGCUCCUACACAGCGGUUUGCCGAUCUAGAGGAACUCCAUGAAUACCAAGGCCGGAAACGGAAGGAAUUCGAAGACUAUGUCCGCCGCAACAGGAUUAACAUGAACAACUGGAUGAGAUACGCGCAAUGGGAGCUUGAGCAGAAGGAAUUCCGCCGUGCUCGGUCGAUAUUUGAACGUGCCUUGGACGUCGAUUCUACAUCCGUUGUGUUAUGGAUACGAUAUGCAGAGGCGGAGAUGAAGAACCGUAAUAUCAACCAUGCCAGAAACCUGUUUGACCGUGCUGUUACGAUCCUGCCGCGUGUGGACAAGCUGUGGUAUAAAUACGUGUACAUGGAGGAAAUGCUAGGCAAUAUUGCGGGCACUCGACAGGUCUUUGAACGGUGGAUGUCGUGGGAACCAGAUGAGGGGGCCUGGCAUGCAUACAUCAAGCUGGAGAAGCGGUACAAUGAGCUGGACCGUGCCAGAGCUAUUUUCCAGAGAUUCAUUACCGUUCAUCCGGAAACGAAGAAUUGGAUAAAAUGGGCACGGUUCGAGGAGGAGAACUCCACUAGUGAUUUGGUCAGGGAGGUGUAUGGCACUGCGAUUGAGACUCUUGGCACCGACUUCAUGGACGAGAAACUAUUUAUCGCCUACGCGCGGUAUGAGACGAAAUUGAAAGAGUACGAGCGUGCCCGAGCAAUAUACAAGUUUGCUCUCGACAGAUUGCCCCGCUCCAAGUCUGCUGCUCUACAGAGUGCCUACACCGUGUUUGAAAAGCAAUUUGGCGACCGCGUAGGGGUUGAAGACGUGAUCCUAUCUAAGCGGAGAGUCCAGUAUGAAGAACAGAUCAAAGAAAACCCAAAGAACUAUGAUCUAUGGUUUGACCUCACACGGCUCGAGGAGACAUCCGGCGACGUAGACCGGAUUCGAGACACAUAUGAAAGAGCAAUUGCUCAGAUACCACCAUCACAGGAAAAGCGGCAUUGGCGGCGUUACAUCUACCUCUGGAUCUUCUACGCUGUAUGGGAGGAGAUGGAGAAUGGAGAUGCCGAGCGUGCGCGGCAGAUAUACACAGAAUGCCUGAAACUGAUCCCGCACAAGAAGUUUACGUUUGCAAAGAUAUGGCUCCUGAAAGCUGAGUUCGAGAUUCGGCAGCUUGACCUAGUGCUAGCACGGAAGACACUAGGACAAGCCAUCGGAAUGUGCCCUAAGGACAAGCUCUUUAGGGGUUACAUCGAUAUUGAGCGGAAGUUGUUUGAGUUUUCCCGAUGCCGAAAGCUAUUCGAGAAACAGAUCCAGUGGAAUCCAUCUCAAAGUGAAUCAUGGAUCAAGUUUGCCGAGCUAGAAAGGGGUCUAGAUGAUGUGGAGCGUGCUAGAGCUAUUUAUGAGUUAGGUAUAAACCAGACGGCACUUGACAUGCCGGAAUUACUUUGGAAGGCGUACAUUGACUUCGAGGAGUACGAGGAAGAGUACGAGCGCACCAGGAAUCUGUAUGAGCGACUACUCAAGAAGACCGACCAUGUCAAGGUCUGGAUCAACUAUGCUCGGUUCGAGAUCAAUAUUCCAGAAGGUGACGAGGAAGAAGAUGACAAUGAAGAGCGGCCGGUGUCUGAGGAAGCGAAGAGCCGAGCUAGGAAGGUCUUUGAGCGGGCUAACCGGGUCAUGAAGGAGAAGGACAUGAGAGAAGAGCGUGUCGCACUCCUCAAUGCAUGGAAAGCAUUUGAACACACUCACGGAUCCCCUGACGAUAUUAAUAGCAUCGAGAAGCAGAUGCCCAGAAAGGUGAAGAAGAAGCGCAAGGUAGACGACGACAGGUUCGAAGAGUACAUAGACUAUAUCUUCCCAGCGGACGACGAGUCGACCGCAAUGAUAUCGAACCUGCUGUCCACGGCACGCCGGUGGAAGGAGCAGCAGCAGCAGCAGCAGCAGCAAACCCAGAGUUAG